Molecule: messenger RNA, 1712 nt
Organism: Tripterygium wilfordii
Lineage: Eukaryota; Viridiplantae; Streptophyta; Magnoliopsida; Celastrales; Celastraceae
Product: protein TRAUCO-like
Exons: 2
Coding region: 88-1425 (445 amino acids)
Cellular component (GO): Set1C/COMPASS complex
Molecular function (GO): transcription cis-regulatory region binding; protein binding
Source: RefSeq, a predicted model, not a curated record
UCCUCGUCAUCCCGUCCGUGGGUGGAACCUCAAAAUUUCCCAAAAAUCGAAUAAAAACCCUAAAUAAAUCCCAAUUCAGUAUCAGCCAUGGACUCGCUCCAAGACAAUUAUAGACAAGAGGACGAGGAAGAAGACGAAGCCAUGGUCAACGCGGCAACUACAACUGCCGAGGUGGAAGACGACAGUAAUCUCCAAAACGGAAAUGGAUAUCAAGACACUGAACCAUUAAACGACACUGAAAGCCAAGACGACGUUGAACCUCAAUGCGAAAACAAAGACCCUUCCGUUCUCUCCAGCUCCGAUUCCCUCUCAGAUGAUGCCCCUACCCCAUCUGACGACACAGAGAAGCCGCUGAGAUCCCCCAAGUUGGAGAUCGAGGACGACGAGGAUUAUGACACUGAACCACCCCCGAAGAAGCAGAAACCACUCUUAUCUUUCCAUGAACCGUCAACAUUGUCAAUCAACGACCCCACAAGUGAAACUCUGUCGGCGACAAUAGCUGCAAGGGCCACUACGCCGGCAACGAUAGGGUCUAAUGGAACGAAGAAAUCUAAAAAGAAGAAGAACAACAAUGUUUGGGUCUCACGGACGAUUCGGAAGGGCAAGAAGAGAACCAAACUGAACCCUCAAAAUCCCCCAGCUGAGGACGCGGUUAUGAUCACUCCAGUACCGAGACUGGCGGACAAGAGUGAUGAUGGCCUGGAGAUGAGCAUCUGCUUGUCUAAGGUUUAUAAAGCAGAGAAGGUGGAACUGAGCGAGGACCGGAUGAGUGCUGGAAGCAGUAAAGGGUAUCGCAUGGUGCGGACUACCAGAGGGGUGUCCGAGGGUGCGUGGUAUUUUGAGAUAAAGGUGGUGAGUUUGGGGCCGACGGGGCACUCACGACUUGGGUGGUCGACAGAGAAAGGAGACCUGCAGGCUCCGGUUGGCUACGAUGGGAAUAGUUUUGGGUACAGGGACAUGGAUGGUAGUAAGGUGCAUAAGGCAUUGAGGGAGAAGUAUGGGGACGAAGGGUAUGAGGAGGGAGAUGUCAUAGGGUUUUAUAUCAAUUUACCGGAUGGGAACCUGUAUGCACCCAAGCCACCCCAUUUGGUUAUGUAUAAGGGCCAGAAGUAUUAUGUCGCAGCAGAUGCUAAGGAGGAUCCGCCUAAAGUAGUUCCAGGAAGUGAGCUAUCUUUCUUUAAAAAUGGUAUAUGCCAAGGAGUAGCUUUCAAGGAUUUAUAUGGUGGCCGUUACUAUCCUGCUGCUUCAAUGUAUACUCUUCCUGAUCAACCAAAUUGUGCAGUUAAGUUUAUCUUUGGUCCUGACUUUGAAUUCUUUCCUGAGGACUUUAAUGGCCGUCCAGUCCCUAGGCCCAUGGUUGAAGUUCCUUAUCAGGGAUUUGAUAGCCGGCUUGAAAAUGGUGCAUCUCAAGAGACAAAGCAGUAGCCAGUGGGGAAUUUUCUAGCUUAUUAUUGAGUAUCUGCAUUAAUAGGAGACCAAGCUGAGUUUUGCCUUGUAUUUUAGUUUUGAAUGCUGUUCUAUUAUGAAAGAAAUUAAAGUUAUGCAAACUUGGUUUUCUUUGAAAGAGAGAAUUUGAUUUCCUGCUAAUGAAAUGUAAAGCUGUCGCAUCUGCCCAAUCUUGGGCACCAUUUCAAUGGUCUGUUCAUUAGUUUAUUAUGAAGUGUUUCAGAAACUAUUACCUAUCUACAACAUUUUGCUUCUUUUGCUUGCCA